Molecule: messenger RNA, 297 nt
Organism: Knipowitschia caucasica
Lineage: Eukaryota; Metazoa; Chordata; Actinopteri; Gobiiformes; Gobiidae
Source: the annotation of a GenBank genome assembly
AUGCGAGAGACAGUCCAGUCCCAGCCCCGGAACCAGUCCCAGCCCCGGAACCAGUCCCUGCCCCAGAACCGGUCCCAGCCCCAGAACCAGGCUCUGGACGUCUUUAUUGACAGGAGGAUGGAGCCGAGAGGCAGGUUUGCAGAAAGAAAAGACAUCUCACAGCAGCAUGCGCGAGGCGGACUCGGCUGCGGACCGGUCUUUCCUUUUCCCCGAGUCCCACUUCCCAGAGCAGAGCGGGAGCUGUCCGUGGUGCUGGAGCGAGGGGCCAGCGGUGACUCGGCAAAGGGCCCGCUCUGA